CAGCCCGCCGCCGCGUUACACAACCGGCCGCCGCAAGAGGCGAGUUCCACAAGUCCCGCCGCGGCUCGCCGGCAGCCCGCGCCCACCUUGCGCCCACCCACACGCACACCGACACCUCCCCACCUCCCCCCCCCCCGCCGCGCCCGCGCUGCCCCCUGCCCGUGCUCAUGCCAUGUCUCCUCCGGGCAGCGGGACCCCGGGGCGGGCGGUAACCCCUGGCGCCGGGGGGGCACCGCGCCGGGGCUGGGCAUGGCACUGAGAGCGGCUCCGGGACACGCAUCCUCCUAGACGGAGGAAGACAGAGCAAGACCUUGGAGCUCUAACUUGGGAGGACUGUUACACACACAAGCGCGCACGUGAGCAGUUGGAAAUGGCCUCCUGUUGAUGGUGGUGGAAGAUGAGCAUAGGAUGGUUUGCUCGUGAUACACGUGUUCUGGAGGGCUGAGCCUUGUCAUUAGUGGAGACAAUGUGUCAACAUAGAAAAAGAUUAUUUUUUCUCUGUCUCUAUUUACAUGGUGAUAAGAAGUGCUAAUCCCACUCCGUCAGUCUGGACUGAUGAAUCUGAGGAAUAGAACAGAGCCCUGUGUUGUGUAAACGAACUGAUGGAUGAAGAUGAGAAGGACAGGGCAAAGAGGGCAUCACGCAACAAAUCUGAAAAGAAGAGGAGAGACCAGUUCAAUGUCCUCAUUAAAGAGCUUUGCACGAUGCUGCAGGGCCACGGCUACCCUCUCAAGAUGGACAAGUCCACAAUACUGCAGAGGACCAUCGACUUCUUACAGAAACAGAAAGAAAUCACAGCACAGACAGAAGCCUGUGAGAUUAGACAAGACUGGAAACCUUCAUUUCUUAGCAACGAGGAGUUCACCCAGUUGAUGUUAGAGGCACUAGAUGGCUUUCUCAUUGCUCUUACCACUGAUGGGAUUAUUAUUUAUGUAUCUGAUAGUGUUUCGUCUCUGCUUGGACACUUACCGUCAGAUUUGGUGGACCAAAAUAUAUUAAACUUUCUGCCUGAGCGGGAGCAGAGCGAGGUGUACAAGCUUCUUUCUCCACAUGUGCUCAUGACGGAUCCCGUUGCAGCUGAUUUUCUAAACGCGGAAAAACAAAUAGAGUUCUGCUGCCAUUUAGCAAGAGGCAGCUUAGAUCCAAAUGAACCCCUGAUGUAUGAAUAUGUGAAAUUUGUAGUGGAUUUUAAAUAUUUUACUCAUGUGCCUACACCCUCCUGUAAUGGCUUUGAGUCAGCUAUUGCACGAGCUUUCAGGUCAGCCACGGAGGAGCAGAUUUGCCUCGUAGCAACCGUUCGGCUUGUCACACCACAGUUCUUAAAGGAGCUCUGCAACGUUGAAGAGCCAUGUGAAGAAUUUACAUCAAGGCAUAGUUUGGAAUGGAAAUUUUUAUUCUUGGACCACAGGGCUCCACCUAUUAUAGGAUAUUUACCCUUUGAGGUUCUGGGAACGUCAGGGUAUGAUUACUACCACGCAGAUGACCUGGAGCUUCUUGCUAGGUGCCAUGAACACUUGAUGCAGUUUGGCAAAGGGAAGUCCUGUUACUAUCGGUUCCUGACCAAAGGCCAGCAGUGGAUAUGGCUGCAGACCCACUACUACAUCACCUACCACCAGUGGAAUUCCAAACCCGAGUUCAUCGUUUGCACUCACCUGGUAGUUAGUUAUGCAGAAGUUCGAGCUGAAAGAAGGCGAGAUCUCGGCCUUGAAGAGUCAUCAAUUGAACUGGCAUCCUCUUCUCUAAAGAGCCACAGCAGCUUCCUGGAGGUGGGGCAGUGCGGCAGCAGCCAGGACGCCAGCCGGGAGGGGCUCUCGCUGUCCUCCCACAGCUCCCGCCGCUCCUCCCACACCGCCCUCUCCGACUCCGCCUCCACGUCGUCCAUGCGACACACGGACACCAGCACACCCACCCGGCCGUCGGUGCCAGGCGGGCAGGUGGAGAAGGCAGCCCUGCGGCUGGCGUCAGCCGGAAGCGCUCAGGCCAUAGCAACUCCUCAAGUCCCUGGUGAACACCUCCCUCAGCAUCCUGUGGCUCAGCCGGUAGUCCCCUCUCAGCACACUGUGAUGCCAGUGUACCAUUUCCCGACCCAGCUGGGGAUGAUGCAUCAGCUGAAAGAGCAGCUGGAGGAGAGGACUCGCAUACUGCAAGCUGACAUCAAGACGCAGCAAGAAGAGCUCCAUGUCAUCAAGGAGCAGCUCCAGCUAGUGCAGGACUCCAACCUGCAGAUGCUGAUGCAGCAGCCGAUCCCCGUCGUCUUUAACAACGUGCAGCACCCGAGCCCCAGGAGGCCACCGCCGCCGCCGGGGACGCCCAGGCAGACCGCAGCCAAGAAGUCACAACAGCAAGGCCUUAUGGGGACGAAGCACUACUGCGGCACCCACCUGCCGUCACCGCGCCAAUUCCUCAGGGACCCCUGCGGCACGGCCGCCCAGGCUCAGCAGCAGCAGCAGCACCUAAUGAGAGGAAACCAAGCCCAGCAAAUGUGUCUGCCGGGGCAGACGAGCAUUUCAGUGCCCCUCUACAACAACCCCAUGGUGUUUUCGCAAACACAUCCCAUUACGGUGGCUGCACAGCUGCCGACUGACGGCAGUGAAAGGCCACCACAGUCGGACUACAGCCAGGACAGGAGCCUCAGGAUGCUGUUGGAUCAGUCUAUCCAAGCCAUGAUGCCCGCGGCCAACGGCAGUGGCCAGUCCACGCAGAGCAGUGCCAGCAGGCAGCAAGGAAAAUUCGUUGCAGAGCAGCAGAUCUUGCCUCCCCCAAUACAGAUGCAACCGAUUACCUGUAGCACUGUCCGACCUCCAGCCCCGUCGCCUGUUUUCUCCCCAUCUCUGAUGAUCCCACACACCAGCUUCACAUCCCACCAGGCAAACACACCGGUUCAUCUCCACCAGUGGCCACAGCAACAGGUUCAGCAGCACCGUCUCUACCUUCAGAUGCAAGGUCCUGAGCCGGUGCCUGGGGGUCCAACGCAGCGCGUUUUCCAGCCACCCCACACCCCACAGCAGAACCCCCUGAGCUACUUCCUCCACCCGCAGCAGCAGAGCCGCCACGCUCAGGGCCAGCCCUGCAACCUGCCAGACCUGCCUGAGAUGCAGCUGCCCUGAACGCCGGGUCCAGGAGGCAGGGACCACCUUGGCUGCAGCCGCUCGGCGCCCCGGGCGCACGCAGAGGGGAGGACGACGCCGUCAGAGCACGGGAUGGGUGAGGUCGGGCCCCGCGGGGAAGGUGGUGGCUGGAGGGACGGUCCCCACCGGGGGCGGACGGCUCCGGGGGCACCUCGUUGGUUGGGAUUUCCACACAGCCGGUCCGCGACGCUGCUCCGGCAGCUGUACAUGCUCUUGCCCAGCACCGUGGUACAACUGGAAGGCGAUGGCUUUCUGGCUGCAGGGAGGUUAUUUGUCAGGUUGCCACAAAGAUUGCUUUGCAACAGGAAAAACCCCUUUUCCAUUCAGGACUUCAAUGCUGAAAGUCACUGUGAAUUUAAGCCCAGCAUUUGGAGCACAUACACAGACUGUACUGGUCCGCAGGACGCCGUUGGAUUACUAUGUACAUAACGCGUUUCGCUGUAGUAGGUCCGUUGUGGAUUUUUUUUUUUUUCCUUUUUUCUAUACCUCAGUCCCGCAAUUUUUUUGUUUUCCAGGAAAUUGGAUAAUGCUGCUAAUUUACGUAACACCACUUUUGCCUGAAUUUCUUACUGUUGUUAUACCAGCUCACCUCGCAGCUAGUAAGAUAUUUGUUGUGUUUUAUUUUGGCUAACAAGUGCAGAUAAAUUUAUAUGGUUUUUACUCCCUGUAGCCAAAUAUUUUUCAGGUUACAGACAAAGAAUCCUUACUCGUUCUUUUUUUUUUUUUGGUUGUUUUGUUUCAAGUGAUGUAGUCGUAUAUGUUUCUAUACAUAAAAACAAACAAGCCUAGAACAGCAUAUGACGGCAAACUUUGUGGUUUUGCUAGAUCAUGUUUCAAUUUGGCGAACCUGAAACGUACGCUCACAACGACACAAGCGAUGUUACAAGCCCAUAGGGUCAGCAAUAAAUUGUAUUUUUGUAAAUCGUCACUUUUUAACCUAUAUGUUUAUAUUGAUGAAUUGAAAAAGUUUAUUCCUCAGUGGGUGUAUAGUUAAGUGUCCCUACUGUUUGUGUCUUUCCAAAGGAAAAAUGAAAAUGUACAUUUUUGAGGAGGUAGUAGCUGAUUACUGACGUUGGGCGCUGUUAGAGCCCGAAGGUAGGAGAUGGGUUAGGCCAUUACUAUAAGCUUUGCAAGAAAAUGGUUAGUUAGGACCAGGUCCAUCUAGCAGCAAAGCUCCAUCUGGCAGUCAGAGCAAGGCUUAGGGAGGGGUUGGUUUAACCUAUGUCGACUCCAAGCCAAAACGUGCUUUUUUCUUUGCCCCCUUUUUAAAAUUUUUUUGGCAUUUGUUUGGGGUUUUGGGGUUUUUUUGGGGUUUGUUUUUUUUUUUUUCUUCCUUUCUUGGCUCUUGGCACCACUGCAACAGCUGGACACUGGUGCUUACAGAUGCAGCAGCCUUUGGCAGGAGCAACCUCAAGCUGCCCUGUGUUUCAAGAAACGGGGGGAACUGGGAACGUUAGCAUGCAAAGAAAAUAGCUAUAUCUAUAGCUACAGCUAUCUAAUGCUGUAGGUAUAGCUGUAUCUAUAGCUAGCUUGCUUUCCCCCAGAGGCCACACACAUUUUCUGCGCUGCAGCACUGGGAGGAUUUCAUUAGCUUUGGGGCCAGGCAUGAGCGCACGGGCUCUGCAGCAUGGAGGCAGAAAAAAUCUGAGUGUUUCAGCCUGACCGAAACAGGUUGCAGCAGCCCCAGUUUCCCGGAGAGCUCGGGAAGGAAAUGGGAGCGCGUCAACUCUGCCCCAGACAGUUCUGGCUGCACCCUGCCUGCUGCCUGCACAGCCUGACUCACCGCCUGCCCCGGCCGUGCCCCAGCGUCGUUGCACAAGGGGCUGUUUCUCAUCCACCCGGCUUUUCCUGGGGAAAGGAACAGGGUUUUGAUGUGCCGCGUUGCCCGUGGUGCUGGUGGUGGCCCAGGCUGCCGGAGCAGGGUGCACCUGCAGCAGAUGGGACUUUUUGUGGGGGUGGGGCAAGGCACUGGGGUGCUUUGGUGUUUUGGCCAGGGCAGGGGUGGGCAUGCAGACAAAAGCAAGGGCCGACACGGAGCCUUUGCAGUAGGAAAUAAUUUUUUUUUUUUUUAACAGCAUUAUUACUUUUAGGGUCUCCCCCCCCCCCCCCCAGUCCCCCUGGCCUAUGCCAAGACAGUAGGAUUGCUCAUGAAGUUGGGGCAGGAGGGGGUUGUAUUUUGGGGGAGGUUGUUUGGGUGUUUUGGUCCCCGGCCCCCCCCAAACUUUGGCACACGAUGUUAGUGGGCAGGCAAACACACACAUUUAUGUUAGGGUUCUGCUGUUGCACAGAAUUUGUGGCCCGGAGUGGCUGGCAGGAGGGAAAGGCCGUGCAUGUCCCUGUGCUGCAUCGUCCCAGCACACCACCGUGGCUGCUCUGCAGUGUCCCGUCACCGUACAUGAGCCCAGACGUGGCAGGUGUCAAUCAAAUGUAUC
Grus americana (Whooping crane) is the source of this 5560-nucleotide messenger RNA. RefSeq names its product PAS domain containing repressor 1 (gene PASD1). NCBI's taxonomy places the organism in Eukaryota, Metazoa, Chordata, Aves, Gruiformes, Gruidae. Gene Ontology annotation, molecular function: protein dimerization activity; DNA-binding transcription factor activity, RNA polymerase II-specific; RNA polymerase II cis-regulatory region sequence-specific DNA binding. The record is from RefSeq and is a predicted model, not a curated record. Gene Ontology annotation, biological process: regulation of transcription by RNA polymerase II; circadian regulation of gene expression. Bases 603 to 3107 code for a protein of 834 amino acids. The transcript is spliced from 24 exons. Gene Ontology annotation, cellular component: CLOCK-BMAL transcription complex; cytoplasm; nucleus.